Marmota monax (woodchuck) is the source of this 1516-nucleotide messenger RNA. RefSeq names its product DENN domain-containing protein 10-like. Gene Ontology annotation, molecular function: small GTPase binding; guanyl-nucleotide exchange factor activity. NCBI's taxonomy places the organism in Eukaryota, Metazoa, Chordata, Mammalia, Rodentia, Sciuridae. Gene Ontology annotation, biological process: regulation of early endosome to late endosome transport; protein transport. The record is from RefSeq and is a predicted model, not a curated record. Gene Ontology annotation, cellular component: late endosome.
AAUUAAGAGUUCAAGGCGCAGCGGCGGCGGCAGAAGAUGGCUGCGACUGGGGCGGCGGACACUCAGCUGAUGCUCGGGGUUGGGCUGAUCGAAAAGGACACAAAUGGAGAAGUUCUGUGGGUGUGGUGUUACCCUUCCACGACAGCCGCAUUAAGGAAUCUGCUGCUCAGAAAAUGCUGUCUCACAGACGAAAACAAACUUCUCCAUCCCUUUGUCUUUGGGCAGUACAGAAGAACAUGGUUUUAUAUCACAACAAUUGAAGUUCCAGAUUCUUCAGUUUUGAAAAAGGUGACUCAUUUUUCUAUUGUUCUGACCGUCAAAGAUUUUAAUCCAGAGAAAUAUGCUGCCUUCGCUAGGAUAUUGUGUAGAAUGUACCUGAAACAUGGGAGUCCAGUUAAAAUGAUGGAGAGUUAUAUUGCAGUUCUUACCAAGGGUAUCUGCCAGAGUGAAGAAAAUGGCUCUUUCCUUAGCAAGGACUUUGAUGCUCGAAAGGCAUACCUUGCAGGCUCCAUCAAAGACAUUGUAUCUCAAUUUGGAAUGGAAACUGUUAUCUUACACACGGCAUUGAUGCUAAAAAAACGAAUUGUUGUCUAUCACCCUAAAAUAGAAGCUGUUCAGGAGUUUACCAGGACUCUGCCUGCCCUGGUGUGGCAUCGACAGGAUUGGACCAUCCUGCAUUCUUAUGUGCACCUCAACACUGAUGAGCUAGAAGCCCUGCAGAUGUGCACAGGUUACAUUGCUGGGUUCGUAGACCUGGAGGUGAGCAACAGACCAGAUCUCUAUGACGUGUUUGUGAAUCUGGCAGAUAGUGAGAUCACCAUUGCUCCACUUGCAAAAGAGUCCAUGACAAUGGGAAAAUUGCACAAAGAAAUCGGCCAGCUAAUUGUUCAGUCUGCAGAGGAUCCAGAGAAGUCAGACAGCCAGGUUAUACAGGAUAUUGCCCUAAAAACAAAAGAAAUCUUCACCAACCUAGCACCAUUUUCUGAAGUUUUGGGUGAUGGAGGAAAACGAGUCCUCAAUUUGGAGGCGCUCAAGCGGAAAAGAUUUCCACCAGCAACAGAGAAUUUCCUUUACCACCUAGCAGCAGCCGAACAAAUGCUGAAACUCUGACUGUGAGAUAGGAUGUGCGCUGGUGACUGCUGGAAAGCUCUCCUUCCACUUUGAUUAUCCGUUGACUGUGGAAAAUACUGGAGAUAAGAGGAAAUGCUAUAUUUUCAGUGAUUUAUUUGAAAUUAUUGAGAUUUGACCUGAAAAACACUGAAACACAUGAAAACACUUGUGAUUUUUCUCCCAACUAUUAGUUUCCUGCCUACUGUCAACGUCUGACAAAGUGCUGUCUGUAACUAUUCCAUGUGAGGAAUGCCUCUGCCCAGUGUCCUGGAGUGAGGGGAAGCUCUGUCCUUGGGCAAAUCACAGCUGAUGCAAAAGCCUUCAUUAUUAGUUCCCAUGUGUCUCAUCGUGUACCAUAAACUAACAGUUUGUUACCAGAAAAAAAAAAAAAAAAAAGAGUUCAAAA